UCGGGCAGAAGUGCACCUCUUCUACACUAAUAUUUAGCUUUUCACUAAAGAUGGGCUCAUUGUAAAAGAAGGCGAAAACAUGCCAAAGUCAGCGAAGAAGUCGUGCACCACCCAGACCUCCAUCAGCAGGUACUUCGGAGCGCCGAGCAGCAGCACUCCCUGCGGGAUUAAUCCAAAUCCUGCUGGCCAAAAGCUUCCAAGAGGAAAGCAGAAGCUCUCUGAUCACGAUGCACGUGGACUGGCGGCAAAACGAGUCAAACUCUCUGUGCAAGAUCAGCAGCUGGAGGACCUGCAGCCUGAGACUGCAUCCUGUCAGGCUGCUAAAGGGUCAAGCCUGACAUCAGGCCCAAAGGCAGGCGGCCUCUCCUCCUCCACCUUACAGAAGCUGAAAGGCUUCACCUGCUCUGCCGAGCCAGGUGUCCGGCGCACCGAUGCCCUGAACCAAAUAGAUGGUGCUCCCAGUGAAGUGUGUGGCCAAGCAGGCGGAGAUGGGAGUCCUUGUGGUGCUCUCGAUCAACGCAAACUCACAAACCGACUGGAGCAGGCUGAGGAGGAGCAUGACGGUAGAAAAGAGGAUGUCAACAAGAGGGAUGUUUCACCAAAACAGGAGUUCUGCUUGUCCCAAUUUGCUAAAUCAGGAGGAGGAAGUGAAAGGGGUGAAGAGCUGAGUUCUACGUCAGACUCCGGCGCCCCCUCCAAACGGAUGAAGAGUGCUUACACACCCCUGGAACAACAGGUCAUCCAGCUAAAGCAGCAGCAUAAGGAUGCCUUGUUGGCUGUGGAGUGUGGAUAUAAAUACAGGUUCUUUGGCGAGGAUGCAGAGAUCGCUGCGAAGGAGCUGAAUAUCUACUGUCACCUGGAUCAUAACUUCAUGACGUGCAGCAUCCCCACGCAUCGCCUGUUUGUUCACGUCAGACGCCUGGUGUCUCAUGGACACAAGGUUGGUGUGGUAAAGCAGACGGAGACAUCUGCGCUCAAGGCCUCAGGAGCCAAUAAGAACACUCUGUUUACUCGUCAGCUCAGUGCCCUGUACACCAAGUCCACUCUGGUCGGAGAGGAUGUAAACCCCGUCUCCAGACUUGGGGAUGUGGAGAAUGGGAGCUGUGGUGAUAUAGUGCCGGACCCCCCGGAGAGCUUCCUGCUGUGUAUUAGUGAGAACUGGGACAAGCUGAAGAAGCAGCUCACUGUGGGGAUGGUGGCGGUUCAGCCCAGCACAGGAGACGUCUUACUGGACUGUUUUCCCGAUGGUCCUUCCCGCUCUGAGCUGGAAAGCCGCGUCCUGAAGAUCAACCCUGUGGAGAUCCUGGUGCCCACGGAUCUUUCUGAGCAGACCCUCAGACUCCUGCGCAGCAUUGCAAAUGCCAGCGCUCAGGCCGACGACCGGGUGAGGCUGGAGCAGAGAGACGGCGCUCAGUUUGAGUUCACAUCUGCAAUGAACACAGUCACCAAGUUCUACUGCGAUUCCGAGGAGACAGGCUCUCGCUCCCUGUCGAGCGUGGCGUCCUUCGAGAGCCCGGUGAUCUGCUGUCUGGGGCCGCUAAUCCAUUACCUCCAGGAGUUCAACUUAGAGAGAGUUCUUCAGAGCGAAAGUUCAUUUCGUCGUCUGUCGAGCGAGUUGGGAGGUUUGGUCCUCAGUGCCGCCACUCUCAGGAACCUGGAAAUACUCAACAACCAGACAGAUGGCAGCGUGAAGGGAAGUCUGCUGUGGGUGUUGGACCACACUCGCACGCCGUUUGGGAGGAGACUGAUGAGGAAAUGGGUGAGCCAGCCGCUCACAGAUCCGCAGUCUAUCUCCGAGAGGCAGGAUGCUGUGCAGGAAAUUCUCCAAUCUGACUCUUCCACUUUAAACUCGGUCAGAUCUCUGCUGUCACGUUUGCCCGACUUGGAGAGAGGCAUCUGCAGCAUAUACCACAAAAAGUCGUCAACACAGGAGUUCUUCCUCAUCAGCAGCAGCCUUUCUCGCUUGGGGCUGGAGCUGCAGACCCUGCUCCCAGCCGUCCGGUCUCAGAUCCGCUCGGCGCUGCUUCAGAGCGUCUUGCUGGACACUCCUGACCUGCUGGAUCCGGUCCACGGCUUCCUCAAGGUGCUCAAUGAGAAAGCAGCCAAGGUGGGUAAUAAGACGGAGCUGUUCACGGAUCUCUCAGGCUUCCCGGUGCUGCAGGAACGAACGGAGCAAAUCCAGACUGUCCUCAAGGAAAUUCAAGACCACCGAAAAGACAUCCGGCUGACGCUGAAGGCCCCCGCACUCGACUACACCACCGUCUCUGGACAGGAGUUUCUGAUUGAGGUGAAAAACUCGCUGUCGUCCACCGUUCCAGCUGACUGGGUCAAAAUCAGCAGCACCAAGGCAGUGAGCAGGUAUCAUUCUCCAUUUGUGGCGAACCGCCACAAAAAGCUGCUGCAGCUCAGAGAGCAGCUGCUGCUCGACUGCCAGAGGGAGUGGACCAAUUUUCUGGAUCAGUUUGGGCAGCACUACCACACCAUGAAAAAGGCUAUUAGUCACCUAGCAACCGUGGACUGUCUCUUUUCACUGGCUGAGGUGGCGAAACAGGGGGACUACUGCAGGCCAGAGGUGUCUGAAACCCAGAGUCAGAUUGUGAUCAGGGACGGCAGACAUCCUGCUAUUGACCUGCUGAUGGGAGAACAAAGCCAGUAUGUGCCCAACCACACUGAACUGCAGGGUGACGGCAGGAGGACGAUGAUCAUCACUGGGCCCAACAUGGGGGGGAAGAGCUCCUACAUCCGCCAAGUGGCCCUCAUCUGUGUCAUGGCUCAGAUGGGCUCCUACGUCCCCGCCUCAGAGGCCCGUCUCGGCAUACUGGACGGCGUUUACACCAGGAUGGGAGCUUCAGACAACAUCUACAAGGGCCGCAGUACGUUCAUGGAGGAGCUGACGGAGGCCUCGGAGAUCAUCUCUCGAGCAACGCAACGCUCGCUGGUCAUUCUCGAUGAGCUGGGACGCGGCACAAGCACCCACGAUGGGAUCGCCAUCGCCUAUGCCACCCUGGAAUAUUUCAUCAGAGAUGUGAAAGCCCUGACCCUGUUUGUGACCCAUUACCCUCCUCUGUGCGAGCUGGAGCGCGUCUACCCUGAACAUGUGUCUAAUUACCACAUGGCUUUCCUCCUCAGUGAGCCUGACGUCCCCGCUGACGCCGAUGAUGGCGAGGUUCAGCCGGAGUUCAUCACCUUCCUCUACCAGCUAACCGAAGGAGCUGCAGGACGCAGCUACGGCCUGAACGUCGCCCGGCUGGCUGAUAUUCCAGAUCCCAUCCUGCACACUGCCGCCCGCAAAGCACGGGAGCUGGAGACCUUGGUCAAUGCCAGGAGGAAGAAUAAGAAACUUCUCUCAGACCUUUGGAGCGUCUCCGAUCGAUCAUCCCUCGAGGCGUGGCUGCAGUCAAACUGUUGACGUCGGAGACGCCGUCACAACACACACACACACACACACACACACACACACACACACACACACACACACACACACACACACACACACACACACACACACACACUGUCGUAAAUUCAGCUGCCAGUGGAUGGAUGUUCUCAGAACAAUUACCACACCCACAAACACCCAUCACGGUGCGCCGAGUGUUGGUUGGUGUGUGUGUACGUUUUGCAAGUGCGCAUGAAUUAUGUGUGUGAAGAGAGCUUGAUCAUUCUCAGGUUGUGAUUAUUACCUUCAUCUGUUCAGUAAUCUAAUUGUAUUACUUUUAAUUGUUGGCUCUUAAUCAAGUGUGGUGAUUCCUAAAUAAAAGAAUGAAGCCAGUCACAUUUGUUGCUCCU
Messenger RNA from Salarias fasciatus (jewelled blenny), 3786 nucleotides. RefSeq names its product mutS homolog 3 (E. coli) (gene msh3). The transcript has 24 exons. Gene Ontology annotation, molecular function: ATP binding; mismatched DNA binding; ATP-dependent DNA damage sensor activity. Gene Ontology annotation, cellular component: nucleus. The record is from RefSeq and is a predicted model, not a curated record. Lineage: Eukaryota; Metazoa; Chordata; Actinopteri; Blenniiformes; Blenniidae. The coding region runs from base 80 to 3409 and encodes 1109 amino acids. Gene Ontology annotation, biological process: mismatch repair; somatic recombination of immunoglobulin gene segments; mitotic recombination.